Molecule: messenger RNA, 2513 nt
Organism: Camellia sinensis
Lineage: Eukaryota; Viridiplantae; Streptophyta; Magnoliopsida; Ericales; Theaceae
Source: RefSeq, a predicted model, not a curated record
AAAUUAAUGACACUUGUUCUCUCUCUUUCUCACUCACUCUCUCUCUCUCUCAACAAAGCUGGCAUUGGUCUCCACAUCGGCUGCUACUUCAGAAGCACAAGCACUCACAGAUUGCACUAUAUAAUUGUUGGAGUUUCUCAAUCCAAGCGAAGUUACAUUUUGGUGUUCAUACCAUUUUGUUGUUUUGAAUCACAGAAGAGCUGUAUCUGAGGAAGCAUAGAAAGAGAUCAACAUGCCUUGCAUCAGGGUUUGUAAGAUAGGCCAGGAUAAAAUCCUUCAACAAUUGAGAACAAUAUGGGAACAAUGGGACCUAAGGGUUCUAGUUUUAUACAUUCUCUUUGCUCAGUUAUUCUUUCAUGUUCUUGGACAACGUCGUAGAAAGAGUGCAACGGGGAUGAUGAACAAUCUGAAUGCUUGGUUCUUCUACUUGUUAGUUGAUGUGGUGGCAACAAUUGCUCUCGGAAAGCUCUCCAAGGUCAAAGGUGACAAAGACGAUGUUAAGGCACUGAAUCUACUAAGGGGUAUAUGGGCACCGAUAAUCUUGUUCUUUCUUGGAGGUCCAGAUUCCAUGACUAUCUUACGCUUGGAAGAAAACAAAAUAUGGUUGAAACAUGUUUUAGCACUCGGCACUCUAGGUCUAAGAACAAGUUAUAUCCUGAUUGUAACAUGGACAUGGAAAUCAGGUUAUGCGUUCUCUCUUUUGGCUUUGUUGAUGCUUUUUCCUGGACUUAUCAAGUAUGGAGAGAGAGUGUGGGUCAUCAAAUCAAGAGGCAAAGAAAGGUAUAAUGGUUUUGUUCACUUAGAUCCAUCCACAAUUGACAAAAUUCGUGAUGCACAAUUAGAUCCAUCCACAAUUGACAAAAUUCGUGAUGCACAAGAACCACAACGAGGACCCAACUCAAAGCUAGUGAUCCAAGCCUAUUCUUGCUUUGAAACCUUGAAGCCGCAUAUUCCCAAUUAUAAGUGUAAUAGUACCAGACUACAUAAAUUGGUAGAAGAAUUCAAGAAGUGGGCAGGGGCAGUUGAUGAGAGUACGAGGCACAAUACUUUCAAGUUGAUUGAGAUUGAGUUGGGUUUGAUGUAUGACAUGAUCUUUAGCAAGGUAGGCACAAUUUUUACCGUAUGGGGAAGCAUUCUUAGAUUUAUUAGCUUCUGUUGCGUAGUUGCCGUGUUGGUGGGAUUUUUCUUAUUUCAAAAACCUGAUGGGUAUUGGAAAAUGGAUCUUCCAAUUACCAUAGUUCUGAUAGUUGGUGCCCUUUUCUUAGAGAUAGCUGGAGUUAUUAUGCAAUUUGGUUCAGAUUGGGCAAUUGUAUGGGCAUAUAAGCAUAACUCAAGUAAGUUAGCCACUCCAGUUUUUUAUCUUCAUGAACUUGUGAUCUCUAAAAGCAAAAGGUGGUCUGAACUUAUGGGACAAUUUAGUUUAUUGAACUUUUGCAGCAAAAAUAAGCCCAAAAGGUUCAAUAAAUUGGUUGAGGCUAUGCGUGGAAGGGAAUCAAUGUGGAAGAAAUCAUGCCUACCAUUCAGUUCAGUCGAAUCGAGUUUGAAAGAAUUAAUCAUCAAUCAGCUUCGGGAAAAACCAAAGAACAUUUCUGAAGUUGACAAUUUGCAAGCUUCAACCAUGAAAAUAGUUGAGGAGACACUUGAAAAGCAUAAAUAUCUGGAUUCAAAGUGGAUUAUUGAGCUACAAUUUGAAGAAAGUAUUAUCAUUUGGCAUGUUGCUACAGAUAUUUGCUAUCACUCAGUAGCAAAUGGUUCUACAACAGUCACAGAGGAAAUGGAAGCAACUAAAAUAUUGUCAUAUUACAUGAUGUAUCUUUUGUUCAUAUGUCCUGGUUUACCCUUAUCUACCCAUUAUACCAAGUUUAUGCAGGCUUAUACUAAGGUGAAGGAAUUUUAUGAUAAGAAGGAAUUUCAUGAUAAGGAAUUUUAUAAGCUAUUGCGUGAGGAUGAAUACGACUCCAGCAAUCAGACAGUAAGCAACAUACAAAAACUAGCUCAUGGUUUGAUGGACAAUGAGGAUAGAUGGAAGAUCAUGAGUAGUGUGUGGGUGGAAAUGUUGUGCUGUGCUGCAAAAAGUUGCCCAGUGAAGAACCAUAUUCAAGAGCUUAGACGUGGUGGACAGUUUCUCACUCAUGUUUGGCUUCUCCUUAUGCAUUUUGGUGUAACAAAAAUGCCAGAGAAAAAAACAUCGCAUAGUCUGGAGUAAAAGUGUUACAAAUACUGUUGCAAACCUUCAUGUGUGGCAAAUUUCAAGGACAAGAGUUGUUGCGUAGUUGAGUUACUCCAUGUAGAAAUUUCUAGGUGUGUUGGAAAGUUGUUUCGAGGACUAGCUUUCGUUGUGUGCCCUAAAGCUUCUAGUUGUUUGCAACGUUAUGUGAGCUUCCAUUGUCUUAAUUUCUAUGGUUUUUUUAUGGCAUAGUUUGUUUUAAUUGCCAUGGCUUUGGUUGGAUUGUAGUUCAUAUUGUUUCUUUAUAUAUAUAUAUUGAAUUGAUGAUUUUAUCUUUGCCAAAAAA